AUGGGCAAGUCUAAGAGGAGAUCCAAGGCCUCGAGGUCGCACCUCAAUCCAUUAGGUGGCAAAAAUAAAAGCACCAACAGGGACGAAGCAAUGAGCGUAAAGAAAAUUCAACCUCUGCUCAAACAACUUAAUAGCGCGGCUCCGAAUGAUAGGGCUAUGGCCCUGGGAUCAGUUACAGUGCUGUGCGAAGAUCCAUACAUGAGAAAGCUCUUUCUGAAAGAGAAGCUGUUACACCUGAUCAUGAGCAAGCUUUUAUCUGACGACAACAUGGAGAUUGUUGUUGAGUCCUACGGGCUACUUAGAAACUUAGCACUAGAAGAGGGCUACGACGUUUGCGUUUUCUUAUGGCGUUCUGACAUCUGGACGUGCAUAAAAAGUGGUCUGGAAAAACUACUUAAGUCGUUAGAAUCGCUGAAGGCUAAUAUCAAGAGCAGCGCAGAGUCUACAAGGUUGCUUUUUGACUUUGGCGACAACUUAGUGUCGGUAGUGGUCGCGCUAACUAGUGGCUCCGAUAGCAUUUUGGAGGACUUCUUAAAAUCUGACAAGCUGGCCUGCAUGUUUUCGGUACUUGGGUCUGUGCUGAAUUACGCUUUAGUGGAAAAGGAUCUGAAGGUGUCUCUGAGAAUUCCAGUUUCAUUUUUCAAUACCAUUUUGGACUUCAUCUACGAUUUGAGCUCUGAAUCUCUUGGGUUUAUUGACGCAGUAGCGCAAGACGCAUUCUUGGCGGAAUUUGUGAAAUCCUUGCCAACAAUGCAACUGACGAAUGCGAAUGGGCUUACCACAGUGUUAAUUCAAGGCAUAUACUUACAGUUUUUGGACAUGGACGUCUCCUCUGAGCAGGUUAACGAGAUACUCGGAAAAACUUGUUCAGCUAUUGAGACCAUUGAUCUUGCUGAAAUGAAGAAAAGCCUUUCAACAAAAGACUUUGAUGAUAGUGUAGCCAGCUUGCCUGACAAGGAAGUGUCCGGAAAGAUUAAGGAACUCAACAAAAGGCGUGCUCAGGCAUCAGUCAGCUUGCAGAGCAUUGAGGUGACACUAGAUAUCAUUACCGCAUCCUUGGAAAUCGUGGCGGCUCAAGUUGAAAGGGCGAAUGCUCAGCUUGACGACUCGAUGCUUCAAACUUUGACCGUUUCCUUACCCAUGGUUUUCCAGUCACUUUUUGCUGACUUCAGGUCACGCAUCCUUAUCGCGUGGAACAACAUGCUCUGGUUAUACCUAACCUUGCAAAUAAACUUUUUUGAGCUGCCCAAUAAUAUGUGGCAGCACCUUUGGGACUCGCUUGUCAGUGAGACCCCUGAGGAACAAGCGGAUUUUAGCAUGAGGCUUGGUAAGCUGGGCGUGAUGUGGGCACUUUUGAAGACCGCGCAAAUGCAAGAGGACAAUGUUGCGUUUUUGAGCAAGUUUAACUGCGCCAACUCUGCGUUCGUUGAAGCGAUAGAAACUCAAUAUAACCUCGUCCAAGAACUUGAUCCAAGCGAGGACCAGGAGCUCAAACAGAGAUGCAUCGGUAUACUGGCGUGCCUUGCUUCACUUCCUGGCCAUGUUGAGCUUAACCGCCAAAUUGGUCAGUUUUUGAUCCAAAAACUUGCGGACGAGCAUACUCCAGCCGCUACCAUGAUCGAUAUUUCCGACGCAUUGUUCGACAUCUACAGCGAUGCGAACUUUGAUUAUGAUGAACCAGUGUUCGUUGGCGAUGGGUUUAUCAAUGUUCUCCAGGAAAAGGUCCUGCCGAGCAUGAGAAAGUGCUUCAAAUUUGUAGAUAAGAACAAGGACCCAGAACUUAAAGCCAGGUCUCAAAGUUGCUUUGGCACGAUGGAACGGUUCAUCCAUUACAAAGUUGACGAGCGCAAGUAG
Molecule: messenger RNA, 1854 nt
Organism: Lachancea thermotolerans CBS 6340
Lineage: Eukaryota; Fungi; Ascomycota; Saccharomycetes; Saccharomycetales; Saccharomycetaceae
Gene: SYO1
Product: Syo1p
Exons: 1
Coding region: 1-1854 (617 amino acids)
Biological process (GO): ribosomal large subunit biogenesis; protein import into nucleus
Source: RefSeq, a predicted model, not a curated record